AAAAUGAGCUGAGCAAUACAGUCAGACCCUGUCUCUAUUUUUUCUUAAAGAAAGACUUUAACCCAAUAAUUAAUUUUGAAUGUGUAAGUCUCCAACACCCAUGGCAAGACAAUCAGAAAGAUAUUUUUGGACAAGCCAACCUUUGAGACCAUUUAAAUCACUCAGAGGAGGUGGUCACCUACUCCGUGGGGACUGGGGAGGGCCCCAUUAUCUGGGAGGAGGCUCUUGUGCUAAUAUGAAAAGUGAUCCUUCUCCAGCCUCCCAAGGGAAGAAGGUGGAAUGUGUGAGACUCAGAUGUGUGGGAGCCUGGCCCAGGGUUAUUUUUGUUUCCAUUAACAUUCUCUUCUAUAUGUAUUUUAACCUUAAUCAAAUGCAUGUGUUUUUGUUUUAUUUGCACUUAGUUCAUCAAAAUGUCCCUUAUGAUCUGAACUAUGCCAUAAAGCCUAAGCUCUCCAGUGAAACGCUCAUUAAUACCCCUGGGAAACAGGAAGUUGCAUUUAGUCAAAUAUAAAUAAAUUCAGCUCCCCGGGGCUUUGCCCUGGCCUGGGUCAGAGAAGAGGCAGUGGCUUCUCAGUCCAUCUCAUUGUUGUCCGUCCACCGACCCCAAAAUUGAGCUGGAAGAAUGACAUCGUAUAACUCUCAACAGACAAAGUGUUUUGAAAAUGCGCCUGUCCUUUGUUCAAAAGCGUUACACCGUCAAAUGCAGUUUUACAAAGAAAUGAGAUUCUCUUGCUUUGUCUCAAUAAUCAGGUAUCGUUCCAGAUUCUCCCCCCAACAACCCCAAUACUCUGAAACCAAGCAGUGCAGGCAAGAAGCAAGAGAGAGGGAAAAAAGAGAUGUAAGCCUAAACCACCUCACCAAAGACGCCAUGUGAGUCGUGGUUAAGAGGUUUCCAUCUCCCCCUGUCUCUCUCACCCUCUCCCUGACUCUCCCACUGCACACAUGGAACCAAUUAUGAACAAAGCCCAAUUGUUGUAUAUUUGGAAUUUCCCACAUCAACCUGAUGCUUUCUUUAACUGACUCGAGAUGUGUGUCUGCGUUGGAGGGCUGAACCCAGGUUUCCAGCCUGCACGCCGCCACCGCCGUGACACCCUCCCCUCUUUGCUUCUGAUUCAUUUUCUCAUAGUGUAAAACUCCGCUGCUUUCCUUCACACCCCAACCCCAUUUCCUACUAGGUUUGUUUGAAUAAACAGAACCUCCUUUUCCAUCAUUCUCAAUAAACUAAGCUCUGGUCUGUAGACAGUGUCUCGUAGCUAGUGCCCAGAGCAUAUGAGUGGUAUCCAGGCUAAUAGCAAAAAUCAUGGGAUGACCACAAAGGAAAUGGCCAUCCCUUUCAUAAAACUCAGAACAGACAGAAGCAGUGUAUGUAGAAAUGCUUUAAAAAUAAAAAGAGAAAAAAAACUGAACAUACCCUGAAAGCCCCUUGCUGGAUUUUUCUUUGUAGUAAUUUUUUCUGCUGUGGAAAUAAACUGACUUAGGGAAGAGUAGAGAUGAGGCAGAUAGAUGAAAAUAUUACCGAAAAGUUAAUGUUGGAGACCAUUUAUGCCAUCCAUCAAAGAAGGCUGUCUGGCCUGAAAUCACACAAUGUGAUCAGAAAAGAAUUGACAGACGUGAUGGAUGUAUCUGCUUCGACAGAGCCUUGUAAAAUGAAACAUAAUUUCUUCAUGUUUACUGGCAUGCAUAAAAAUAAAUGUUCUGUAACACAAACAUUUAAAUGAGAAGAUGCCAAAUGCAAGUCUGUUCGAUUUGAUUCAAUUCAUCUGAACCAUGUGAUUGAAACAGUUUCUUCUUCUUUCCCUCCUACUUUCUCUCUGUGGACUGUACUCACAUAUACAAUGAGUUACACACGUGCGUUCAUUUUUAUGUGUUAGAAAGCAGAAGGGGAAGACAGAUAUGCAUGUCUGAUGCUUGGUUUUAUAGAUAGAAUUUAUGACUGCAAAGAGGUCCCUGAUGUGUUCAGUCUCUGGUCUUCAAAUAUUGUUCCUGCAUUCGGAAGAGAGUGAAAUCAGAAUGUAGGAUUCCGCAUUAAUCUCCACUCCAGAUGGUGAUAUUCCAAAUAGUCUUUUUAAGGUGAGCAUGUGACCUACUGUACAGCCGAGGGGCUUGCGAGUCACGUGAUGGAGUGAAUAAUAUGUCUGAUAGAGCUGUGAUUAGACAACUGACCUGGUUACCAUCUGCAGCCACGAGAAGCAAAGUUGACAUUUCUGGAUCACCCUCCCCAGAAGCGUCACUUGCCCAUGACCAGGACACGGCAGUCUCGCUGAGCCAGCUGUACAGAGGGACAGAUGGAAGAAAGCUAGAGAUGUUGCUUCGUGCAGGCUGAAGUUGAAGAACUUGGUCUGCUUUUCUUUUUUCCCAUCCCCCCUCCUCCUGACAAACCACAUCUUGAUUCAUACGGUCGAAAGAAAAACUCUUUCAGUUAUUUGAUAUUUGGGAACUCUCCAGGAGACCAUAACUUAUUUUUGAGGGAGCCUCCUUCUCUCUUUGCUGGGAGCACACACACACACGCACGCACACACACACACUCACACACAUCCACACACACAGCUGUACACCAUGGUGGUUCAGGCUGCAGUGGCUCCGAAUAGAUCCCAAAGAUUUUUGCUGAAAAUACCUUAUGGAUCUCUGAGAAGACGAAGCGUUGAAAGGAUGACGGAGGGCCGCCGAUGUCAAGUACAUCUUCUUGAUGACAGGAAGCUGGAACUCCUAGUACAGCCCAAGCUGUUGGCCAAGGAGCUUCUUGACCUUGUGGCUUCUCACUUUAAUCUGAAGGAAAAGGAGUACUUUGGAAUAGCGUUCACGGAUGAAACGGGGCACUUAAACUGGCUUCAACUAGAUCGAAGAGUAUUGGAACACGACUUCCCUAAAAAGUCAGGACCCGUGGUUCUAUACUUUUGUGUCAGGUUCUAUAUAGAAAGCAUUUCGUACUUGAAGGACAAUGCUACCAUUGAGCUUUUCUUUCUGAACGCGAAGUCCUGCAUCUACAAGGAGCUCAUUGACGUUGACAGUGAAGUGGUGUUUGAAUUAGCUUCCUAUAUUUUACAGGAGGCAAAGGGAGAUUUUUCUAGCAAUGAAGUCGUGAGGAGUGACUUGAAGAAGCUGCCAGCCCUGCCCACCCAAGCCCUGAAGGAGCACCCUUCCCUGGCCUACUGUGAAGACAGAGUCAUUGAGCACUACAAGAAACUGAAUGGUCAGACACGAGGUCAAGCGAUCGUGAACUACAUGAGCAUUGUGGAAUCUCUCCCAACCUACGGGGUUCACUAUUAUGCAGUGAAGGACAAGCAGGGCAUACCAUGGUGGCUGGGCCUGAGCUACAAAGGGAUCUUCCAGUAUGACUACCAUGAUAAAGUGAAGCCAAGGAAGAUAUUCCAAUGGAGACAGUUGGAAAACCUGUAUUUCAGAGAAAAGAAGUUUUCCGUGGAAGUUCAUGACCCACGCAGGGCUUCAGUGACAAGGAGGACGUUUGGGCACAGCGGCAUCGCGGUGCACACAUGGUAUGCAUGUCCGGCAUUGAUCAAGUCCAUCUGGGCUAUGGCCAUAAGCCAACACCAGUUCUAUUUGGACAGAAAGCAGAGUAAGUCCAAAAUCCAUGCGGCACGCAGUCUGAGUGAGAUCGCCAUCGACCUGACCGAGACGGGGACGCUGAAGACUUCCAAGCUGGCCAACAUGGGCAGCAAGGGGAAGAUCAUCAGUGGCAGCAGUGGCAGCUUGCUGUCCUCAGGUUCUCAGGAAUCAGAUAGCUCACAGUCGGCCAAGAAGGACAUGCUGGCUGCCUUGAAGUCCAGGCAGGAAGCUCUGGAGGAAACCCUGCGUCAGAGGCUGGAGGAACUGAAGAAGCUGUGUCUCCGAGAAGCCGAGCUCACCGGCAAGCUGCCAGUUGAAUAUCCCCUGGAUCCAGGGGAGGAACCACCCAUUGUCCGGAGAAGAAUAGGAACAGCAUUCAAGCUGGAUGAACAGAAAAUCCUGCCCAAAGGAGAGGAAGCUGAGCUGGAACGCCUGGAGCGAGAGUUUGCCAUUCAGUCCCAGAUCACAGAGGCUGCCCGCCGCCUAGCCAGUGAUCCCAACGUCAGCAAAAAACUGAAAAAACAAAGAAAAACCUCGUAUCUGAAUGCACUGAAGAAACUGCAGGAGAUUGAAAAUGCAAUCAACGAGAAUCGCAUCAAGUCUGGGAAGAAACCUACCCAGAGGGCUUCACUGAUUAUAGACGAUGGAAACAUUGCCAGUGAAGACAGCUCCCUCUCAGAUGCCCUUGUUCUUGAGGAUGAAGACUCUCAGGUUACCAGCACAAUAUCCCCCCUACAUUCUCCUCACAAGGGACUCCCUCCUCGGCCACCCUCGCACAACAGGCCCCCUCCUCCCCAGUCCCUGGAGGGACUCCGGCAGAUGCACUAUCACCGCAACGACUAUGACAAGUCCCCCAUCAAGCCCAAGAUGUGGAGUGAGUCCUCUUUAGAUGAGCCCUAUGAGAAGGUCAAGAAACGCUCCUCUCACAGCCAUUCCAGCAGCCACAAGCGCUUCCCCAGCACAGGAAGCUGUGCGGAAGCAGGCGGAGGAAGCAACUCCUUGCAGAACAGCCCCAUCCGUGGCCUCCCGCACUGGAACUCACAGUCCAGCAUGCCGUCCACGCCAGACCUGCGGGUCCGGAGUCCCCACUACGUCCAUUCCACAAGGUCGGUGGACAUCAGCCCCACGCGACUGCACAGCCUCGCACUGCACUUUAGGCACCGGAGCUCCAGCCUGGAGUCCCAGGGCAAGCUCCUGGGCUCGGAGAACGACACCGGGAGCCCCGACUUCUACACCCCGCGGACUCGUAGCAGCAACGGCUCGGACCCCAUGGACGACUGCUCGUCGUGCACCAGCCACUCGAGCUCGGAGCACUACUACCCAGCGCAGAUGAACGCCAACUACUCCACGCUGGCCGAGGACUCGCCGUCCAAGGCGCGCCAGCGGCAGCGGCAGCGACAGCGGGCGGCGGGCGCGCUGGGCUCGGCCAGUUCGGGCAGCAUGCCCAACCUGGCUGCACGUGGGGGCGCGGGGGGCGCAGGGGGCGCGGGGGGCGGCGUGUACCUGCACAGCCAGAGCCAGCCCAGCUCUCAGUACCGCAUCAAGGAGUACCCGCUGUACAUCGAGGGCGGUGCCACGCCCGUGGUGGUGCGCAGCCUGGAGAGCGACCAGGAGGGCCACUACAGCGUCAAGGCCCAGUUCAAGACCUCCAACUCCUACACGGCGGGCGGCCUGUUCAAGGAGAGCUGGCGCGGCGGCGGAAGCGGCGGCGACGAGGGCGACACGGGCCGCCUGACGCCAUCGCGAUCGCAGAUCCUGCGGACUCCGUCGCUGGGCCGCGAGGGCUCCCACGACAAGGGCGCAGGCCGCGCCGCAGUGUCGGAUGAGCUGCGCCAGUGGUACCAGCGUUCCACCGCCUCACACAAGGAGCACAGCCGCCUGUCACACACCAGCUCCACCUCCUCGGACAGCGGCUCGCAGUACAGCACCUCCUCCCAGAGCACCUUCGUGGCGCACAGCAGGGUCACCAGGAUGCCCCAGAUGUGCAAGGCCACGUCAGCUGCCUUACCUCAAAGCCAGAGAAGCUCAACACCCUCAAGUGAAAUUGGAGCCACCCCCCCAAGUAGCCCCCACCACAUCCUAACCUGGCAGACUGGAGAAGCAACAGAAAACUCACCCAUUCUGGAUGGGUCUGAGUCUCCACCUCACCAAAGUACUGAUGAAUAGAGGAGCUACAAUGAUAGCUGUUUCCUGGAUUCCUCCCUCUAUCCAGAACUAGCUGACGUCCAGUGGUACGGGCAGGAAAAAGCCAAGCCCGGAACCCUCGUGUGAGCCAGCCCGGCCUAAUCUGACCGCCUCAACGCCAUUCUGAGAUCACCUCACUGCCUCUCAUUUGCCUUACCCAGACGCACCGUCACCCUGCACCAGCUUCGGCCCUCAGCACUUUUUUUCUCCUGUCUCCACAUUCCCUCCCCUUUGAAAACCUGACUGAGGAGACAUUCUGGAAGGUUCCGGUCCCACUGUGUGUCCCCUGGCUCUCUUACCCAUAGAGAGCCAGACACCAAUCCUCAAUGGCACCUUGGUGGCUUCCCCCUGCCAUGACAGCCCCUAGGCCAGGAAUCGUCAAGGGGGCCAGCUGGCAUCCAAUUCCUGCAGACAAGUCGUGCUGGGAGAGAACCGGAAAGGGGACUUGAGUUACAGGGUGACCCAGAAAGAUGACUCAGCUGUGUCCAGCCUGCCACCCACAGGUCAACAAAGCACUUCACCAAGAGGAGGCCUUGUGGCAUAUUGAGUUUACACCUGAAAUAUUCCUUGAUGAGACAGCUUGUGGGGAGUGGCUGUGUGGGAGGGAGGAUAGGAAAGCAAGCUCUCGACACCAGAGAUGCAUCGGAGGACCACGAUCAGUUCUGUGCUGCCAAAGAUUAACAAAAACACAAAAAAUUAAGAGGGACCAAGAGGAAGACAUUCUUUCUGCAAGGAAAUUGCUUUUAAAUUCUGAACUGCUACCACACACAAGUGAAGGUCAGCCCUGUGUACACUGGUGCCCUCUCCAGCCUUCUCCCUUCAUGGUCCACUUCUCUCUCCGUAGAAAGCCUGAGACACUAACCCAAUGCAACGGUGAAGACGAGGGAGUCUGGGCUGGCAUUGCUGACUCACAGUCGCCAUCCAUCUGGACAUGAAGAGAGACCCGCGGGAGCCGUGGAGGGUACUGUUAGCCCCAGUCCAAGCAGGGGGUUCAGCCAAACCCAAGACUCAGAGCUGCUUUCCUUUCAGGAUCUGUAGUAAACGUAAGGUGAUAAUGGCCAAAAGUGGUUCUCUCUCAUUAAAACAACCAGUAAAAGCAUAUCCUGUUUUUUUUGCACAAGGUGUUUCAUUUUCUUUUUUUAUGGGAAACCAAGGGAAAAGCACAUUGCGAUCCAUUCAGUGUUUAACUGUCGUGGCUCAUUCUCUGUUUGUUAGCAGUUGUGUGACAAAAGAGCUCAGAUCCGACUUCUCCUGUGUGUCACUUACUCCAAGAACCCAACGAUGCCCUUAGGUAGAAAGAUUUGACUCAUGUGUCUACUAGCCAACAGGCAGAGCAGGGGUGAAAAAAAAAAUUGCAGCUCCCAAAGGGCCCAUGUGUCUACAUCAUCAGUUACUGUCAUGCACCACAGUUGUGUGCAGGCACCAAAAGAGAAGGAAAGAGGAAGAAAAGGUAACGUGUGGGAGCUGCACGUUUACAUGUGUUUUGAGCUGUGCUUCAAACACAACUGGAAAGCCAUCAAUCUUCAAAGGCCUCAAAACUACUUUUAUAAUAACUAACAAGUGCACAACCUUAGUUGGGUUAUUCAAGAUGGCACAAAAAGGUUUCCGCAGAGGUGGUAUGCUGUGCUUUUAGCGCAAGUGGUGGGGGGUGGGGGGUGGUAUUUUUUCUCUAAUGACUUCCUAUUGGAAAGGCAUUUGACAGCCAGGGACAGGAGCCAGGGUGGGGUAGUUUUGUGGGAAAGCAGAACUGAAAUUAGCUUUAACAUCAAAGUAACAGAAAAAUCUUCGUUUUUCAUGUAUGUGGAAUCCAAGAAUAACCAUAGGCUCUACCAGACCAGGAGGGUAAGGAAGGACAUUAAAACAAAAUAAAUACUCACGGUGUUCCUCUGCUGCAGCAUGGAGACCACUGAGAGUUGGGCUGGGGCACUCACACCUGGCUGGGGCCUGCCCAGGACAAGGCGGGCCGUGGCCUCCUCCACCAAGUCUCUGUAGACGAUUCAGGGCCUGCUUUUCCCAGCUCCAUGCAUGGCUGGACUGGUGAUUGCAGCUUACAGAAGGGAUCAAUAUUCCCAGGACACUUUAGGUGUCCACCUGCGGGAUAAACAGAAAUCGGUUAUAUUAUUAAAUGAUUCUAGGGAUUCAUGGGGGGAUAUUUUUGCUGCUUUUAUUUUCAUGGUCAGAGCGACAAAGAGCAGGGAUUUUUCUCCCUUUCGCAUUCAGAAACGUUAUACAUUGGGCCAUUUUUCGUUCUCUCAAAGAAGAUUCAUGAAUAAUCAGACUGAACUGUGUGCAAGAGGAAAAGUCAAAAGGGUAACAGAAAGUGAUGAGGUUACAUGUUACAGGUUCCACACCAUGCAUAGUAGUGUGAAAUCUAGUCUGGAAAAAACUGAAUCAAGAUUCUAACCCAGUUGAGAAGCAAGGAAUGAGAGGCAAAAAGUCUAAAAACUUGGGUUAUGUUUUCAAUUUGGGGGACAGAGAAAAACGGAGUGGGAGCAGGAAUUACAGUUCCAGCAAACAUCAGGAUAGUCUGGUAGUCAAGACAGAUAUUAAGUAAAACAGGUUUUACUGUUUCGCUGAGUUCAGUUAAUACAAAAUGUACAUAAAGCGUUAGUCCUUUGAGGCUGACAUGAUUAAUGAUCAGUGUGGUGGGAAACGAUAUAGUUACUGUACACAAGCACUUGCAAACUCUUUAUAUAUCCCUAUUUCUUUAAAACAAAAUAAGGUGAAAUGCGAAGUCCCUGGUCUGAUAUAAAGCCCCUACUGGAUUCUUCGGAUGCAUAUAAGAAAUUGCCUAUUUCAGCCAGAAGACUGGUGGAAACACAUACAUCAGACUAUGUUGUGAGCCAGGUUGAUUUUUUAUUUUAUUAUAUGCAGGUGAGUGUUGAAUCUGUUAAAAUUCCAAUUUGUUUUCAUUCAGUAUUAGUUUAGUUCUAAAUAUAGCAAACCCCAUCCAGGUGCUAUCAGACGACCAGUUACUGCUUAGUUAACUAGGUGUAAAGUUUUACAUAUACAUUCAUGUCAAUAGUUUAUUACGAGUUGUGUAAAAUGGACUCUAGUUUAAUAAUGGGGGGAAAAAAGAUUAGGUUGCUCCUGAAACUGACUGUAGAGCAUGUAAAAUGAUUUUACUGGAUUCUGUUCAACUGUAAUCAAUGAAAAAGAUGUACGUUGUAGACAAAGUUGCAGAAUUAAAAAAGAAAUCUGCUUUUAAUUUA
Molecule: messenger RNA, 8960 nt
Organism: Sapajus apella (tufted capuchin)
Lineage: Eukaryota; Metazoa; Chordata; Mammalia; Primates; Cebidae
Gene: FRMD4A
Product: FERM domain containing 4A
Exons: 24
Coding region: 2557-5730 (1057 amino acids)
Biological process (GO): establishment of epithelial cell polarity
Cellular component (GO): bicellular tight junction; adherens junction; cytoskeleton
Source: RefSeq, a predicted model, not a curated record